Molecule: messenger RNA, 558 nt
Organism: Eremothecium sinecaudum
Lineage: Eukaryota; Fungi; Ascomycota; Saccharomycetes; Saccharomycetales; Saccharomycetaceae
Gene: ILM1
Product: Ilm1p
Exons: 1
Coding region: 1-558 (185 amino acids)
Source: RefSeq, a predicted model, not a curated record
AUGGCUAUUUUUUCAUCGAUCACUGCAAUAUACAUAAGGAUUGGUUUCCUCUUUACCCUAGCUUACUUGUCUGUAAAAGAUGUAACAGCUGUUUUGAAUCAUCCUUUUGUAUUGCUGCUAUCACAGGCUAUGAGUCUACCGAUGUUAAAUAUGAAUCCUUUUGGCGCCCAGCUGGGAUUGAUUUCGCUUAUAUUUUGUAUGCUAGCAAUAAGCGAUCUAAUACCUUUAUUGGAAAAGAACAAGAAAUACUUCAAGUCAUUGGUACCUUUUAGAUUAAUGAUGUACUUCACAAUUGCUGUCGUUUCCUAUCUCUAUGAAAGUAAUCUUUAUAUUCACAAUAAUGCUAUAUUUGUCUACUGCUUCUGUGAAUUAUGGCUGAACUUUUUGAUAGUUACUGCAUUAAAAGAAGAGGAAUCUAAAAAAGGCAGCGAAGAGGAAGAAAGUAAUAGCUCUGAUGAGGCCGACUCAAUGGAUCAGUCAGGCGUUGAAACUGAUGAAGAUGAUGACGAGUUGGGCCACUCUGAAGAGAGAAGCGACUCAGCUAGCAAACGCAAUUGA